This is a messenger RNA of Dermacentor andersoni, 1253 nucleotides long. Lineage: Eukaryota; Metazoa; Arthropoda; Arachnida; Ixodida; Ixodidae. The record is from RefSeq and is a predicted model, not a curated record.
UAAUCUUUCUGCAGUUUUGUGGUGCUUUUUAGACGUUCGACAUGUCCGCAAAGGAGAAUCGCGGUGGCGGUCAAACAUGUUGCGUGCCCGGCUGUAGCAACAACACAAGAAAGGACAAAAACAUAUCAUUCCACGGAUUCCCCAAGGACAACAUGCUGAAGCAAGAAUGGGUGCGCAGGAUAAAUCGGCAAGGCUCGGAAGGACGAUUUACCUUGUGGAAGCCUUCAAAGCACCACAAAAUAUGUGGUGCGCAUUUCAACACAAGCGGGCGCAAGGGAUACAUGGAUCGUCUCCCCACGAUCUUUCCACACCGAGUGUAUGCAGAACGGACACCUGCUGUGGUUACGGGCGCUGGGAAACGACGCCGUAUAAAGCGCGUCGUGGCGAUGUCGCAGGAAGCCUAUAUCCAGGACGAACUCUGCAUCUGCGGCACGGUUGAAGUGGAAUCUCAGCAACACAACCUCUCAGCUACUUCACCUGUGCUUCUUCCAGCUGCUUCUCCAUCAAGCAUGCAUCCCCAGCUACCAGCAGACUACGACCAUAUGUAUUCCAUGGGACCAGCAUCAGAGGCAGCACAUCGUUACCAAGCAAGGGCUGCAGAGCUUGUAACUAGGUGUCAACAACUACAGCAAGAGAAUGAAAAGCUGAGACAGAAUACCAGUUUCCUUGAAGAAGAAGUAGCUAAACUGCGUUCUUUGCUGCACAAGGAAAAGACUGGGAGGGCUAGAGAUAAGCAGACAACUAAGCAAAGUUCUCAUAUUGAAGACUUAGUCAAGGAUGACAAGCAGGUUAGGUUUUACACUGGCUUCUCCUCACUGAAGCGCUUUGAAUGCUUCGUUGCAUUUAUCUGUUCCAAGCACAGAACAACGAACUCGCCAGCUGGCCGACGACCUAUGCUUAGUGUGAGGGAACAGCGGAUUAUCUGCUUGUGCAGGUUAAGAGUCGGCCUCCUAGAGCAGGAUAUAGCAUUCCGUUUUGCCAUAAGCACAUCAUUGGUAAGCGGCAUAUUCUCUUACUGGGUAGAUUUCCUGAGUGAUGUGCUAGUUCAGAUCCCAGUGUGGCCAUCACGUGAAACUGUGUCUUCGUACAUGCUGCAGUCUUUCAGGGCUCUCUAUCCUUCAACUCGUGUGAUACUGGACUGUACAGAACUUUUUAUUGAGACCCCAUCUGAUUACACUGUGCAGGGAUAUCAGACAAAGAGAUUACAAGGAAAAGUGGCUUAUAUGAUCUCCUUGAACCCGGAGAUAGCGUGA